Molecule: messenger RNA, 959 nt
Organism: Helobdella robusta
Lineage: Eukaryota; Metazoa; Annelida; Clitellata; Rhynchobdellida; Glossiphoniidae
Exons: 5
Coding region: 1-765 (254 amino acids)
Source: RefSeq, a predicted model, not a curated record
AUGAAGUUUGCAAGCUUAACACCUGUUGGCAAGUUAGCAAAGAUUAUGAAAUUUAUCACUAUAUUAACAAUAUCUCUUGUUUUCAAGCAGGAAAGUUUUUCAUUCUAUAUUGAUACUUAUCAAAUUUGGUGCACAGGCUCAUUGGCUGUGGAUGGGUAUCCCAAUCCAAAUGUUUAUGAUAGUCAUUGUUUUCAUGUAGCUAACGAACCACUAGCUGAUUAUUGGCUGCUGGUGGAUAUGAUUAUGCCAUACAAGAUUGACUAUGUUGUUGUUUGGGGUAGAGAUGAUUACGUUCAACGUUUGGAUUAUUUCAUCAUCGGAUUGACAAACGUCAACUACUUCAACCUUCCCACCAACCAGACCAUCAGAGGCAAGUUUCCUCUCUGCGGUGUAUACCCCUACAAAGCUCAGCCCAGUUUUGGAAAUCGUGUCAACUGCAGCUCCAACCUGCCUGCUUCCAGGUACAUCAUCGCUCAACAAACUCCGUUAGCGGAAUUUGGAUUCUGUAUCUGUGAAAUUGAAGCUUAUGCGAUCCAAGAAAAUCUGUGGAGACGCAAAAGCGGAUUGAAACUGAGUGGUCUGAUCUUGUUGACAGCCAGUUCGAAGUCUGUGUAUCAAUGUAUACUGAUGUGCCAACAACUCACUGAUUGCUCAUCCAUAAACUUUGAAAUUGAAUCUAAAAUCUGUGAGUUCAACGAGGGAACUGUUGAAAAUGUCAAAAACAUUGAAAAGAAUCCACUCUACGAUUAUUGGCAAUCAGUGUGAAUUGGAUGUUUGCUAUAAGUUGCAUCAAUAAUUACUGAUUGAGUUAGCAAGAUAAUGCUUACUUACUGUAAACGCUAUUUUCAUGCAUAUAUUCUUUACAUUAGAACAUGCAGCUUCUUUAGUUUUUCUUUUAUAAGCACAAAUAUUACAAUAAAAACCUGUUUCUAUUUUAAAAAAUUUACGUUAAUAAAGUA